This is a messenger RNA of Amblyraja radiata (thorny skate), 756 nucleotides long. Its product is annotated as probable N-acetyltransferase CML1. Gene Ontology annotation, molecular function: N-acetyltransferase activity. The transcript has a single exon. Bases 1 to 756 code for a protein of 251 amino acids. The record is from RefSeq and is a predicted model, not a curated record. Lineage: Eukaryota; Metazoa; Chordata; Chondrichthyes; Rajiformes; Rajidae.
AUGGCGGUCGCCCACAAGGCCGGAGAUGGUCCCCGCUUCACCGUGCGCCCGUUCCGGGCCGGCGACUCGCCGGAGGCCCGCAGGAUAUUCUCGGAGGGUGUGAUGGACAUGCCUUGGCCGGCCUUCCGCCGGGUCCCGCAGUCGCCAGCCGCGGCCUGCCUGAUCCUGACUGCCGGGGCCGCCGUCUACGGAACCGGCUGGUUGCUCACCUGGGCCGCUCUGCCCGUCGCCGCGCUGCUAGCCCUCCUCUACCUGGCCUGCCGCAUGGUCUUUGCCCGCUACCUGAGGGAGACGCUGGAGGCGGACAUGGCGGACAUUGAGGGGACGUACAUGGGGAGGCUGGGGGCGGGGUUCUGGGUGGUGGAGGAGGAGGGGGGAGACGGUGGGCUGCGAGGGAUGGUGGCGGCCCAGGAGGCCGAGGGACAGCCGGGCUGCUGCCAGCUCCUCCGCCUCUCGGUCGAUCGGCGAUGCCGGGGCCUGGGCCUGGGCCGCAGACUGACCCUCCGGGUGCUGGAGUUGGCCCGGGACAGCAGCUGCCGGGAGUGCGUCCUGUACACCUCCACGGCCCAGCAGCCCGCCAUCCGGCUUUAUCUAGCCCAGGGCUUUCGGGUGACCAGGGAUGACGAGCCCAUGCCCGGACCGGCCCUGCUAUCCUGGGUCACCAACAUCUACCAGUGCGAGAUGAGGCUGGACUUCUGGACGCCGGUCAUCCCGACUGAGGAGGUCUCGGGACACGGGGUGGGUACAUGUCAAUAA